Chaetura pelagica (chimney swift) is the source of this 1161-nucleotide messenger RNA. It is a transcript of the gene CDCP2, whose product is annotated as CUB domain containing protein 2. The coding region runs from base 1 to 1161 and encodes 386 amino acids. Lineage: Eukaryota; Metazoa; Chordata; Aves; Apodiformes; Apodidae. The transcript is spliced from 5 exons. The record is from RefSeq and is a predicted model, not a curated record.
AUGGGGUGCCCAGGGGUGGGCUGCCUGGCCGUGCUGGCCCUGCUGUGUGGGGCUCUCGGGGAUGCUCCCAGCAGAGGCAUCAAAUGCGGGGGGGUGCUCUCAGCCCCCUCUGGUAACUUCUCCAGCCCCAACUUCCCCGGCCCGUACCCCUACGAGACAGAGUGCACGUGGCUGAUCGUGGUGGCCGAGGGCUCCUCCGUGCUGCUCUCCUUCAGCCACUUCUUGCUGGAGUACCACGCUGCCUGUGCCUAUGACUACCUCCAGGUCUACAACGGAGCCACCCAGGACCGGGGCAACCUGCUGGGCACGUUCUGUGAGUGCCAGGAGGUGUUCACCACCAUCAGAGGGAAUUUCACCAGCCCUCGGUACCCCAGCUUCUACCCCAACAACCUCAAGUGCCAGUGGAGUAUCCAGCUGCCUCUGGGCUACCGAGUCAAGGUCUUCUUCUUGGACAUGGAGCUGGAGGGCAGGAACAGCCUGACAGGGAGCUGUGACUAUGACCACCUGGCUGCCUUCGACGGCGGCAACGAGAACGGGUCCCUGCUGGGGCGUUGGUGUGGGUGGGAGAGCCCAGCACCCAUCACCUCCCACCACAACCAGCUGCUGCUGGUCCUCCACACCGACCGCAACACGGCCAAGAGGGGUUUCUCCAUUGCCUACAUGGGAGUUGUGCCCAUGAACGUCAGCUGCACCCGGACAGACUUCCACAUCCAGAUCCCCGUGCAGAGCGUGGCCCAGCUGGAGAGGAAUAGGAUUUAUCUGGGGACACCCUCCUGCAUGGCCCAGGUGGUUGGUGGGAACUUCAAAAUACACACGAGGUUCGACACCUGCGGCACCGAAUCCCAGAAGCGCAACAACACUUCCAUCAUCGUCAGCACCCUCUACAUGGAUUUUUCGGUGGGCGACCAGGAGGACAUCCACCAGUAUGAGGUGCAGUGUGAGCCCAAGAGGAAGGAAGCCUCAGUGACCCUCAUCGCUGGCCCCGACCCGUCCAGGCUCAGCCAGGCAGAAAGCCUGGUGGAUGCCCAGCAGCGGGAGGGGGGAGCGACGGACGCCCGUGAGAUCAGGAGCCAGGACACCAGUGACAUCGUCUUCAUCAGCAUCUGCAUCCUGGCCGGGCUCCUCAUGGUGGUUGCGGUGGUGGGGCUGGUGCUUCUGUAG